AUGGCAACUAAUGACAUUAAUUUGAGUUCAAUCAGUAAUGACGACUUGUCUACAAAACUAAAAGAUUAUCAAGCAGUUUCCAAGAUUCAUCAAGCGUUGACACCUGAUAUCACAGCAUUGGAGUCAGAAAUUCGGAAAUUAAAGAAUGCCUUGACAAACACAGAAAAAGCUAAAAAGGCAGACUUGGCACAGUGUAAAAUGCGCUACGAGCAUAGAAUUACGGCGAUCAAUGAUGAAAUACAGGCAAUUCAGAACCAAUUAUCACGAUACAAGCGCGAACGAGAUACUUACAAGCACAUGUUGGAAGGCGCGCAAAAAACUAUAGGCGAGCUAAAAUCACCGAGACAAGGUAGACUUUCUAAUGCAUCUUCGGGAAGAUCUGACGAGGAUGAAGAAUCAUCGAAAUCUAACAUCUUAAUACUAGAAAAACAAAUCAGUUGUAUGGAAGAUGAACUUUCUGAGACAAAACUAGAAGUUUCCAGACUAAAGGCUGAAUUAGUUUCGGAAAAAUCAGAUAGUCACGUUAAAGUUUCUGAAUUGCAAUCCCGAAUUAACGAGUUGGAAGAGGAACGGUUGCUCACUAGUGGACGCUCGAAGAUUCCAGGAUUAAAAGUGCGUAUGGAGUUGGCUUGGCAAAAAGAGAGAGAAGAACAUCAAAGGUUAUUGCAAGAAACGGCAACGUUAGCGCGAGAUCUGCGACAGACGCUAUUCGAGAUAGAAAGAGAACGCAGCAAAGAGCGGCUUGAAAACAAAAGGAGACAAGAUCAAUUAAAGAAAGUAUUUGACGAAGAAAAGGAUGAAAAUAAAAAAAAAUUAUCGGAGUUGCAAUGUGAUCUACUUGAGCUGCGGGACGCGCAUGCGAAGUUAAGAACGAGCAACGAGAAAAUGAGACGUGAAAAAGAGCGACACGAAAAGGAGAGGCAAGAACUCAAAGAAGUUAUAUUAAAUAAAUGCAAAUUAGAGCAAACUGAAUUGCGGAACAUUAAUAUUCUUAUGCAACAAGUACAAGAUUUGUUACAGCUGUUUCCUGAAUUAAAUACCGUAACGGAGAACGGAAAAUCCGAUGUAUACACGCCAACACCACCGAGACGAUUAAAGGGACCAAAAUCCAGGGAGUCGUCGCCAAUGUUAGAAACAAAAAGCGAUGUCAAAGCUGUAACUUCAAUACUUGGUGAGAGAACAGAAAAAUUAGAAUAUACAAUUAAAAAAUUAAUGGACGUGGCGAAAGAACUUAAGGAAUCAAAGAAAACGACAGAUGAAACAAAUGCAAUACGAUUGAAGAAAUUAAGAAAGAGAGCGACGUCAGUAGAAAGUGAUCCAGGAAAAGGAGUAGUGUUAAAUUGUGGUAAACCACAUUUGAAAAAAAAGAGUCUUUCUUUGGAGCAAACAUCUGAGCAUCAGGAGUCUACGAGUAUUUGGGGCACAGAUAGCAACUUGUCGAGCAUGCAAUCAUUGGAGGGAUCAGAAAUCGAAUCUCGCGGAACUAGUCGACAUAGAGAUUCCAGUGUAGACAGUCGUCUUUCUGGAGGAUCGACAAAGAGUGAAAUGUUAGAUCGGGACAAGAAAUAUGGCAAGAGUAUAAUACGAAAAUUAACACACAAGUUAACUAAAUCGUCUAGCAUUGAUGACCCAAACAUGACUGACUAUUCGCUUCAGACAUCUGGUUCUGAAACUAGCAUCAAUGAAACCCUUAAGUUGGAAAAGAAGAAUUUAAAGAAGAAAUUAACAGCAAUGUUUAAAAGAGGUUCAAGAAGCAACAGCAUAGAGAAAAAGACUGGAACCAGCAAUUCCACAAGACCAGCUUCAAGGAACUCCAUGACAUCGAAUUAAUAAUCUACAUGUGUGAUCUUGCUAAGAGACUUGAUAUUUCGACUAGUC
Messenger RNA from Cyphomyrmex costatus, 1878 nucleotides. Its product is annotated as myosin-13. The coding region runs from base 1 to 1830 and encodes 609 amino acids. The transcript has 13 exons. The record is from RefSeq and is a predicted model, not a curated record. NCBI's taxonomy places the organism in Eukaryota, Metazoa, Arthropoda, Insecta, Hymenoptera, Formicidae.